AUGGAAUAUACUUUUAUUAGCAAAGAUACUUUUAAUGGAAUAAUUGAGCGUUAUAUAAUAAGCCUUCCAGUUUCUAAACAAGAAAAGGCUUUAAUUAAUCUUGAACUUUUGGAUAAAAUUAAAAAUGUGUUAUUAAACCCAAAAGGUCAUACUAUUUGCAAUAAAAAUACACAAAUUUGGAUUAAAAAAAAAUUCAAGCUUGAGGAAAUAACGCCUGAUGACUAUAGAGUUAUUGUAAAAGCAAAUAAUAAUCUAGUAUUAGUAGUUGAAAAUAUGUACAAAGUUUUAUGCCGAACUCAUGCUGAAGUUACACAACAUGGAGGACAAAAACAAACUUGGAAAUCACUUAUAGAAAAGUGGGGUUGGAUAAAGCAAAAUAUUGUAGAAAAAUUUGUUAAUAAUUGUACAAUAUGUGCGAUACGAAAACCAUCAUUUCAUCCCUUAGCUGCAAAACCUAUUAUUGCAGGCGAUUUUUUAUCUCUUGAUAAUUUAUUUGAAAAUAGUAUUCGCGAUGAAGAAAAUAUUUCAGAUACUAUACAAAUAUUUGAUAAUUAUAUUAAAAAUUUAGAUGAUGAUAUAGUAUUUGGACAAGGUUAG
Funneliformis caledonium is the source of this 597-nucleotide messenger RNA. The record is from the annotation of a GenBank genome assembly. NCBI's taxonomy places the organism in Eukaryota, Fungi, Glomeromycota, Glomeromycetes, Glomerales, Glomeraceae.